AUGUCGGACGACGAUGAUUUCAUGCAAGAGUCCGGUGACGAGGACUAUGACUUCGAAUACGAGGAUGCCGACGACGAUGAAUCUGCGGAUGUCGGUAUCGAGAACAAAUACUACAAUGCCAAGCAGAUGAAGGCAGACAACCCAGAAGAGGCCAUCGAUGAGUUCCUGGGGGUGCCAGCUCUCGAGGAAGAGAAAGGAGAAUGGGGAUUCAAAGGGUUAAAACAGGCUAUAAAACUAGAAUUCAAGCUCGGGAGAUAUAGUGAUGCCAUCGAACACUACCGGGAGCUCCUCACCUACGUCAAGUCCGCUGUGACACGAAACUACUCUGAGAAAUCGAUCAACAACAUGCUAGACUACAUUGAGAAGGGCUCCGACGAUGAGAAAGCCUACCACUGCAUGGAAGAAUUCUACCGACUCACCCUGAACUCCUUUCAAAGCACAAAUAACGAACGGCUGUGGCUGAAGACAAAUAUCAAACUGGCCCGACUUUGGUUGGACCGCAAGGAGUACGGUCAGUUAAGCAAGAAGCUCCGGGAGCUACAUCGUGCAUGCCAGCGGGAGGAUGGGACCGAUGAUCCUAGCAAGGGUACCUAUUCCCUCGAGGUUUAUGCGCUGGAGAUACAGAUGUAUGCAGAGACAAAGAACAAUAAGCGACUUAAGGCGCUAUAUCAGCGAGCUCUGCGGGUCCGAUCUGCUGUACCACAUCCCAAGAUCAUGGGUAUCAUCCGCGAAUGUGGCGGCAAGAUGCAUAUGAGCGAGGAGAACUGGGAGCAGGCACAGAGCGACUUCUUCGAGUCAUUCCGCAACUAUGACGAGGCUGGUUCGAUGCAGCGCAUCCAGGUGCUGAAGUACCUUGUCUUGACCACCAUGUUGAUGAAAUCCGAUAUCAACCCGUUCGAUUCGCAGGAGACGAAGCCAUACCGGAACGACCCCCGCAUUUCAGCCAUGACCGACCUCGUUGAUGCCUUUCAAAGGGACGAUAUCCACACGUACGAAGCAAUCCUGAGCAAGAACCAGGAUCUGCUCGCGGAUCCGUUCAUUGCUGAAAACAUCGACGAAGUCAGUCGGAAUAUGCGCACUAAGGCUGUUCUUAAACUCAUCGCUCCAUACACACGGUUCAACAUGGUGUUCAUCUCCAAGCAGAUCAAGAUCUCCGUGUCUGAAGUGCAGGAGAUUUUAAGCUUCCUCAUCAUGGACCGGAAACUGAAUGCAAAGAUCGACCAGGAGAAUGGAACAGUGGUAGUGGAGAGUCUAAGCGACGUGGAGCGGCUCCGAUCCCUCCAGGAAUGGUCAUCAUCCCUGGAAGCCCUGUGGCGUACGGUGCUCAAAGACGGCGAAGGGUUCAAGGCGGAAGACAGCUCCCAGAUCCUUGGUGCACCUCCUAGCGCGAUGCUACCUUCAGACACGACGGACAGCUUGCACGCAGCCAGCGCCAAGCUCCGGAGUGGAUGGAAGGGGAAAUCCAGCAUGGGAAAAGCAUUUUGA
This is a messenger RNA of Paecilomyces variotii, 1485 nucleotides long. RefSeq names its product putative COP9 signalosome subunit 2. Gene Ontology annotation, biological process: protein deneddylation. The transcript is spliced from 4 exons. Bases 1 to 1485 code for a protein of 494 amino acids. Gene Ontology annotation, cellular component: COP9 signalosome. The record is from RefSeq and is a predicted model, not a curated record. Lineage: Eukaryota; Fungi; Ascomycota; Eurotiomycetes; Eurotiales; Thermoascaceae.